This is a messenger RNA of Homarus americanus (American lobster), 534 nucleotides long. RefSeq names its product keratin-associated protein 5-4-like. Bases 1 to 534 code for a protein of 177 amino acids. The transcript has 3 exons. NCBI's taxonomy places the organism in Eukaryota, Metazoa, Arthropoda, Malacostraca, Decapoda, Nephropidae. The record is from RefSeq and is a predicted model, not a curated record.
AUGUCCCUAGUGUGUCUUCGCAUGUCCCAGUGUGUCCCAGUGUGUCCGUGCGUUUUAGUGUGUCUUGGGGUGUCUUGGCGUGUCCCAGUGUGUCCUGGUGUCAUCGUGUGUGCUGGUGUGUCAUCGUGUGCUGGCGUGUCCUGGCGUAUCCUAGUGUCCUGGGGUGUCAUCGUGUGUCCUGGCGUGUCCUAUCUCCUGGGGACUGAGAGGUUCUACGUGGUCUCCUGUGGCACUGAGAGGUACUACGUGGGCUCCUGUGGCACUGAGAGGUUCUACGCAGUCUCAUGUGGCACUGAGAUGUUCUACGCGGUCUCCUGUGGCACUGAGAGGUUCUACGUGGGCUCCUUUGGUACUAAGAGGUUCUACGCGGUCUCAUGUGGCACUGAGAGGUUCUACGUGGUCUCAUGUGGCACUGAGAGGUGCUAUGCGGUCUCAUGUGGCACUGGGAGGUUCUACGCGGUCUCAUGUGGCACUGGUUCUGCUGGCUCCCUGGGCUGUGGUUCUCCCUGGGUUUACGUGGUUUAUCGUCUGUAG